Bursaphelenchus okinawaensis is the source of this 570-nucleotide messenger RNA. NCBI's taxonomy places the organism in Eukaryota, Metazoa, Nematoda, Chromadorea, Rhabditida, Aphelenchoididae. The record is from the annotation of a GenBank genome assembly.
AUGACCGAAAAUUAUGAAAUUAUAAAUUAUGUUCAAGAUAUAGAGGAUGUGGAUACAAAAUUAUAUGAGAGGUAUCAUCAAAAAGGUAGGUUUUACCGAUUUUCUUGGUUUGUAAAGAAAAUUCUUGCCAUAUUUUGAUUUGUAAACAAAGCUCUUGCCAUUUUUUGCUUUAAAAAAGAAAAUUUUGCGAGCUAGAGUUUGGAAAGAAAGUUUUUGUCGUUUUUCAUGUUGAAAAAAAUGUGAAAAGUUUCAAAAAAAAAUCUACAAUUUUCAAAAUAAAAAAAAAAUCAUAAUUUUUCAAAAUUUGACCCUUAAAAACCACCUUUUAUCCUACCCUUUCCACUUCCAGGAGGCCCAUUCUUCAACGCCUGGAGCCAGCUCUACAUUUCAAUGUUCCUCCUGGUUCUAGUCAUUUCUGCCUUCUUUAUCGCCGGCUUCGUACUUCGUCACAUAUUAAAGAAUAAGUCGAGUAAAACACAGAAAAUAUAUGAAGAAACAGUCGGUGCUCGAGCAGAAAACCGAUUUUUGAGUUGGAAAAACGAUCUGGACAAUAUUCUCAAUCAGAAAUAG